This is a messenger RNA of Penicillium alfredii, 1938 nucleotides long. It is a transcript of the gene eng2, whose product is annotated as putative GPI anchored endo-1,3(4)-beta-glucanase. Gene Ontology annotation, molecular function: hydrolase activity, hydrolyzing O-glycosyl compounds. The transcript has a single exon. The record is from RefSeq and is a predicted model, not a curated record. Lineage: Eukaryota; Fungi; Ascomycota; Eurotiomycetes; Eurotiales; Aspergillaceae. The coding region runs from base 1 to 1938 and encodes 645 amino acids. Gene Ontology annotation, biological process: glucan catabolic process.
AUGUCUUCUCCCCUUUCGCUGAGCGCUGGAUCGCUGGCCCUCUCCCUGCUGGCGUCUUCUGCAGCUGCCCAUCCGUCACUAGCUCGUUCAACAAGCAAGGCGGACUAUGAGCUGGUGGAGACGUGGCAAGGGGACCAUUUUCUCGACUACUUCAACUUCCAUACGGGGUCAGAUCCCACCAAUGGCUAUGUCAACUACCUUGACCGCCAUAGCGCGGAAAGUGCUGGUCUUUUCAAGGUGAAGGAAAGUGGCAGUGUUUAUUUGGGCGUUGACCACAACACCACCCUCACACCCAGUGGGAAGGGACGUGACUCGGUGCGCAUCGGCAGCAAGAAGUACUACGACAAGUCGCUGGUGGUGGCUGACAUUGCCCACAUGCCCGGUGCUGCCUGCGGUAGCUGGCCCGCCUUCUGGUCUGUCGGCAAGGAAUGGCCCGGCGAUGGCGAGAUUGAUAUCAUCGAGGGUGUCAACUUGCACGACCACAACGAGAUUGUUAUGCACACCUCUGGGACAUGCAAGAUCGAGGAUAAGGGCAUGAGUGGUACUGUCAAUGCCACCGGCUGCGGCGAGGACCUGGGGCCGGUUGGCUGUGUGAUCAAGGGUGACAAGGGCAGCUAUGGCAACUCCUUCAACCGUCAGGGAGGUGGAGUGUAUGCCAUGCAAUGGACCGAUGAAUUUCUGAAGAUCUGGUUCUUCCCCCGCCGCUCCAUUCCUAAGUCGCUUUCCACGGGUAAACCCGACGUUACCGAGUUCGGUACUCCCAUGGCACUCGUGCAGGACUCGUGUGAUGUCGCCAACAGCUUCAAGCCUCAGUCUUUCACUUUCGAUGUGACUUUCUGCGGUGACUGGGCCGGUGGCGUGUUCCAUGAAUCGGGCUGCCCUAUGUCCGGCUCAGAUUCAUUCCAGAGCUGUAUCAAUCAUGUCGCCAAAAAUCCGGGCGAUUUCGAGCAGUCAUACUGGGAGAUCAACUCAGUCAAGAUCUACCAGACUGGCGUGAAAGACAAUGGAUCUGGCACACCUGGUCCUCACCGUUCUGCAACCCACGAGGCGACCGAGACCGCAGUGGAGACACAUGCUAGCGAAGCUCCCUCGUCUGUACACUCCGUGGCCAGUAUCUCCAGCCAGGAAACCCCAUCUGCCACAUUGACAGAUUUGCCCGUCAGCUCUCACUCAAGUCCCGCUCCAAACCCUGUGAUCUCGACAUCUGAAGCACCUGUCCAGGACACAACCACUGAGCACUCCCAUCCAAUUUCGGCUGAAAGUCUGCCCGUGAAGAGCACUAAAACUCGCUAUGUUACCAACUAUGUCACUUCGACCAAGACCAUGUGCUCCGUGUCUCAAAGUCUCGCCUACGCCGUUGAUGCUCCGACUAUCUCGACUUCUGAUCCACCUCCCCGCGUGACUGAGCAACCCGCAAGUGACAAGAUGGCGCCAUCGGCCGCACCUGAUGUCCCAACAGACCCUUCCUCAAGCCAAGGUUCUGCAGUGUCCGUUGAGCAGCCGAAGCCAGCAACACAUGUCGAUCAAACCGUGGCUGCUCCGGCUGUCACUCCUAAUGCCCACAAGACAAACGGCGACCCUACUGAGAUGGACGCUUCUGCCGAUGCAGUUUCACAAGGCCCACCAAAAGGGAAUGACGCGGAAUCUGUCGCAGACACCCCAGCUGUCAACCAAGUUUUGUCGAGCGCUGCCGCUGGUGCGUCGAGCUCUGUUCCCGGCACUGUUGCCCCUGACUCCCCCAGACUGCCAUCUUUGAUGGCCUCGCAGGCCUCGAAGCCUCUUAUCCACCCUCCCACCGGUUCGGCUACGCCCUCUCGCAGCCACACCCCAAGUACCUCGCCGUCUGGCACUAGCUCAGUUUUCACGGGCGGUGCCAGCAAGCUCUCGGGGUCUUUCUUGGCUAUUCUCGCUGCCAUCUGUGCUGAACUAAUGGCAUAG